AUGGACAGCCAGCGGUGGGUAUUUGUGAAGGAGGGACUGGAUGACUUCAGAACGGGCUGUCCAUCUGCUGAAGAUGUGAUCACUCGUGGCCCUCGGGAGGAAUUUCUCCCCAUGAUUGCUCAUAGAAUUCUCCGCCCUCUGCCCAAAAAGAUUCACAGGCAGCCGCCCACGGGAGCAGACCUGUGUUCCCAGCUCUUGCGAGCCCAGCGAGCACGGAAGGCCUUUGUAGAGAACAUUGAAGCCAGCCUGACCCAGCAUUCCCUGGCGAACAGCCCGAAUCUGGAGGAAGCUCUCCCUCCAGACCUCCUGCUCAAGGUCCUGGAAGUGCUCGAUCCUGAUAGGGAGCUGGAGGACACGUGGGCGUAUUUGAACAUGGAGCCUCCCAAGGAAGUCCACCUGAAAUCUGCCUGGAAGCUCAACCUGGAACCUCCCAAGGAGGGCAACCUGGAACCUGAAGACCAAACCCACGUGCAAACGGCCAAGGAGAGCCUCCAGUCAUAUUUAUUCAGUUUGUUUCCUGAGGAAGAUACAAAUGCAGCAUGCACAACAGAUAUCCCCAAAGAUCCUGUGCUCCAAAAAGCAAGAAAAACAGUUCGUGAGUUCUGCAGAUGGAUCAAUGAUAAUUAUGGAGACAUAGGCAUUGAUGAAGAGGACCUCAUGAAACAGUUUGAAAUUGACUUAGAGGUCCCACUCACCCAUAAUACAGUCAAAAUAAAGAAAAUAAGCCAGCUUCCUUUGAAUAUAAGGCCCUGCACACAGCUAGAUCACAUACAGCAGAGAAAAUUCUCCCUGCAGGAAGGUAACUGGGAAAGGAAACUCCGAAAACCAGAAGAGCCUUAUAAACCCAAACGGGAGAAGAUAAGGCAUCUUGAACCAGACAUUAUUGAUGAACUUUAUGGACCAUUUGCCUUCAAAUAUUUCAUUGAAAGCAAGGGAUACAAGAUGCCAGGUGUGAUUGAGAUGUUUAAGAGGAAGGGAUGGAACUAUGAGUCUGUGAAGAUUCCUAUACACCAAGUAAUGAAACUCCUCUCCAAACCCAAAGAGGAGGAUUCAGGGGGCAAAGAGGAUUAG
Myotis daubentonii (Daubenton's bat) is the source of this 1071-nucleotide messenger RNA. Its product is annotated as putative protein FAM47D. Lineage: Eukaryota; Metazoa; Chordata; Mammalia; Chiroptera; Vespertilionidae. The coding region runs from base 1 to 1071 and encodes 356 amino acids. Gene Ontology annotation, biological process: transcription initiation-coupled chromatin remodeling. The transcript is spliced from 3 exons. The record is from RefSeq and is a predicted model, not a curated record. Gene Ontology annotation, cellular component: chromatin.